AGACAAUUUGCAAAGUAUCGAGCAGAGGUAAUGUGAUCAGUGGUGAAAUACAAAAACAAAUCCGAACUACUAAAGGUGACUUAUGGGGUACCUCAAGGGUCUGUAGUAGGUCCUAAAUUAUUAUUAUCUAUUAAUGAUAGAGGCAACAUUUUUAAAAUGUUUUAUUUGCUGAUAAUAUGAGCUACUGUGCUGACGUAUUACCACCAAAUAUAGUCCUGUGUGAUCACUUUCGACGCCAUCACGACCGGGAAACAAUCUCGUGACCAUGAAGGCAUUGUUACGCAAGGACUGCCGGUGGAGUCGGACCCACCGCUCUCAAAAUCCAGGCACGGACGGAGAGCGGCUGGGUCCCCGGAGGUAGCAGAUGGCCGAGUUGCUGACUCAGCGCCGACUCUACACUGGCACUCACACAGUAGGCAAGCACAGGGACCUGCAGAAACGAAUCUUUGAUCCACUUAGGCAACGUAGUUUGUGAUCGGUUUGUAUUAUGCCAUCAUGCUUGGUUAGGAGAGAGGCAACCGGAAAGCCGGAAAUUCUGAUGCACACUUAUGUUCUGACCCCAGGGCCAUAUGAUCCACUUAGACAGCUGGGGCAUGUAUUUUGUGUAAAUCUGGAUAAAUGCACUUUUGAUAAAGUCUAAUACACAGUUCCAAAAAGUCCUGAAAUGCUCCUAAUUUGGAUGACCUGCGCCUGCCUCGUCACAUCCAGCCUUGGAUCGAGGCCACCAGGCAGCACAUAUAAUCCCCCAGCAUGCACCCAACCAGCGUCUUCGCUUCCUCCUCGUUGUUGUUGCCAUGAGGAUGCCGCUUCGUUUCACCGUUUCCUAAAGGGCAGAAGGUGAUUUCUAGUUUAAUUAUUUUCAUAUUUGUUGCGCUUGUAAAGAAAGCCUCAUCGGCAAUUUUUUUUUUUUUCUUCCGUGCAACAACACGAAGAUGGAGUGAUCAUCAUGAAAGGGCAUCCGCGCUGAAGCACCGUUUCCUCCAGCCUUCUCCCAUGCAGGCAGGCCGCCAUUACACGGUGCAGUGGGGGGCUUUUUGCGUUCUGACUGCCGGCUUGGCAGUGACCUCACAAGUGCUGGGGUCGUGCCCUCACCACUGCCACUGCGGCACAACCGUGUCCGUUAUCAACUGCUCUUACGCCCGACUCGCCGUGGUACCAGAACGCCUCCCGCUAGAUUUGACUGGACUCAACCUGAGCCACAACGCCAUCAGAACUCUGGCGCCUGAGCAAUUCAGGGCUUUGACGCGACUGGAGGACUUGGACUUGAGCGACAACCACUUGGCGUAUGUCGACGCCGACGCCUUCCUGGGCCUGCGGAGCUUGUUGGAUCUACGUUUGGCUCGCAACCGUCUGAAGGUGCUUCCAGUCGGAGCCUUCGCCGGCUUGUCGAGACUACGGCUGCUCGACGUGAGCCGCAACGAGAUCCUCGGCUUCCUGGAUUUCACCUUCCGAGACUUAGCCGGCCUGCGCGUCCUGGAAGCGCUGCACAACGAUGUUGUCUUCAUCUCUCGCCAGGCCUUCGCAGGUUUAUCUGACCUGCGCCAGCUCCACCUGGAUGCCUGCAACCUCACCUUGGUGCCCACUGAGGCCUUUGCACGCCUUGGCAGGUUAACCGUUUUACAUCUGCAUCGUCUUGAUUCCAGCGUCUUGCCAAACUAUGCUUUCCUUGGUCUGGCACGGCUGAAGGAACUCAUCAUCACCGAUUGGCCCAGACUGGAGACGUUGUCUACAAACAGCCUGGUUGGCCUCAAUCUUACAUCCCUUGCGAUUCGAAACUGCAAAAUCAGCGUUGUUCCUUAUGCUGCUUUACAUCACCUAGUCUACCUUGUAAACCUUGAUUUGUCUUGUAACCCAAUCAGCUACAUCCAAGGCAACCAGCUCAGGGACCUGCUCAGGCUAGAAGAGUUCCGCCUAGUUGGGGGACGGCUGCGGCGCAUUGAAACGGCGACGUUCCAAGGUUUGGCACGUCUGAGCCUGCUCAACGUGUCGGGAAACCUCCUGAGCACCCUGGAGGAGGGCGUCUUUCACUCGGUGGACACCCUCCGACAUCUUGGACUGGACGGAAACCCGCUGGCCUGCGACUGCCGUCUGCUUUGGCUAACGCAGCGACGUUCGUCGCUGGACUUUGGGGGAGGCCUGCCGACGUGCGGCGCUCUCGGUCAAUGGGAUUUUCUGGACUACACCGCAGUGGAAAUGGCGGAGCUGCUCACGUGCCAGCCCCCUCGUGUCCAACUGCACCAACCUGGGCUGGUAAGUGUGGACCAGGGCCACACGGCAGUGAUGCACUGUAAUGCGGAAGGCCAGCCUGAGCCAUCUGUCACCUGGCUCGACCCGAAGCGGAAAGCUUUAAUGGGUACGGGCAGGAUACGGGCAGCCGCCAAUGGCUCGAUGGAGGUCCGCUACGCCCAGCCGCAGGAUGCAGGCAUUUACCGCUGCGUGGCAUCCAAUGCGGCGGGAUACGACACGCAGCCUGUUGAGCUCCACGUCAGAGCCCUCACCAAGAAGAAGCCCUUUCACUUCAAAAGCCGGCUGGCCGCCUUGCCAUCUUCGUCGCCGGACAUGCAGGAGCCGCCGUUUGACGUCAAGACGCUGCUGAUCGCGGCAUCCAUCGGCUUCCUGUCGUUUUUCAGCUCGGUCGGCCUGUGUUUUGUCGCCAUCUUCUUCUGGAGUAAGGGCAGAGGGCAGAUAAAACAUACCGCCAACAUUGCGUAUGUGCCACAUAGCGCUGCCACCAGCAGGAAUGGCGGCACCGGCAACUACAUGGAGACGAGCAGGUUUACAAUGAAGCUUAUGUAAACAUAAAUGUGAAUAAAAAGUUGAAAGCCUGCGGUUCAGUAUUGCCCAGUUCAAACGCUGACUCUUUUCGAGGGGGGGUGGGGGGUGGGGAAGUACACAAUUCAACUGAAAUAAUGUGAGUGCAGAACCGUGCACAACCUCUCAAAAGUGGGAUGUGGCUGUGUUCAGAUUUAACUGGUCACAUUAAGAUUCAGAUUAAAUGGGAGUCCACAAACACACAUGCCACCAUUUAAAGUGCCUCUGAUUAACCCCAAAUAAAGUUCAGAUCAUCAUCUUGGCUUUUCAUUACAUUU
Messenger RNA from Hippocampus comes (tiger tail seahorse), 3089 nucleotides. RefSeq names its product leucine-rich repeat and immunoglobulin-like domain-containing nogo receptor-interacting protein 1. The record is from RefSeq and is a predicted model, not a curated record. Gene Ontology annotation, molecular function: protein binding. The transcript has 2 exons. The coding region runs from base 994 to 2796 and encodes 600 amino acids. NCBI's taxonomy places the organism in Eukaryota, Metazoa, Chordata, Actinopteri, Syngnathiformes, Syngnathidae. Gene Ontology annotation, cellular component: plasma membrane.